CUUUAUUAUUUUGUGGACUUAAGUGUGUUUUGGGACUGCAUUUUCGGAUUUGUGGUGAGGAUGAGAGAUAAAAAGACAAAUUCCAACAGAGAAAAUGGCACAACGCUUCUUCUUUUUCUUAUUUUUUCCAGUUUCAGCCUGACCCGUGAGACCCGGCCACGGUUCUCCAAUCUGGGCGGUUUAACUGGGGUUCGAACAGUUUACGGUGUUUUUUGGUGUAUAGUGGGUUUUGGGUUAAAAAAACCGUCUAAAGGGACGGUUUUUGGUUAACCGGAUCGAACCGUAUGGUCUGGUCUGAACUUCAAAACCAUGGUGUUUAUACGAAACCUAUUGAACCCUAUUCCAACCCUAGUAGGACUAGAUUGCUUUAAGACCAAAAAUAUACUUCAGUUUAUAUAUACAUAGAGAGAAAGAUGGUCGAGCUGCAAAUUUUACUGUAUGAAGGUUACAAAUUAAUGUAACAAUAAAUAUGAUUGGUGAGCUUUAACGUCUUAUAAUUAAAUAUAUAUAAAUUGUCUAUUUAUAAUCAAUGACACGUCAAUUUAUAAUAUCAUGCGGUAAAACUUGUAUAGCCAUUGCAUUACUUCUCUUAGAAAUACGGAGUCUUAUGGUGGUCCAGCUGUCGUCUGUGGAGGACCUUACAAAAUUUAUCUGUACCACGAAAGAGGAGGGUUUCUAAUUCUAGCACACCUUCACUCGUUAUAAUUUCUCGCCUGAACCAAGCAAUGUUUUCAAAAAUCCACAAAGCAACCGAUAAGACUAGGAGAUUCUUACAAAACAAAGCUACUGUUACGUACCAGCUGUCCUACCAGAUUGGUUCUAGCUUUUGAAUUUGCUUAGGAGUUUAUCUUUAUCUUAGCUAUUGAUUGUUAUCUAAUAUUUCAAUUAUUUGUUAUUAAUGGGAUAACAAUUGCCUUUAUCCUUAUCAGAUUAGUAGGCUAGAUUGUAGGAAUUGUUUCUAUCGUUUAGGUGUUGGAUUUGUUUUUACGUUCAGUUGUAAGGCCUAUUAUGAUUAAUAAAGGGGUAUGAGAAUAUUUUAGUAAAAAUCAAGCUUUGCUUGUUAAGGAGGUCUUGGUUAUCCCUUGAAGUAUAACCAUACCAUAGCCCCUCGAGGGAAAAGAGGAUCUGCACAUGGCCGUGGAGGGGGUCGUAACAGCUACCUUGUUUGUUAAGGCACCUAAGCAUGACUAAGAACAACUCCAAAGUUCAGGCUCUCUAUGAUCACUGCAACAACACCUUCACUCCCUCUACCUCUCCCUCUCCUCAAGCUUCCCAGAGUAUCUGUUCUCUUCUGGACACACUUGGUCCAGCUGAUGUUGGGCUUAAAGAGGAACUUUCGGAUGAUGAUCUAGAACAUGGAAAUUUUGGAAUUAACCAACUAGACAGGGCAGAACGACGGGCACAACCAAUAACUUAUUUGGAAGUAUAUAAAUGUCAUAGUUCUACUAUGUGUAUAUUUUGCCUUCCUACUUCCGCAGUUUUUCCACUCCAUAACCAUCCUGAGAUGACUGUUUUUAGCAAAGUUCUCUAUGGCUCUGUGCAUGUGAAAGCUUAUGAUUGGGUUGAGCCUGCCCAAAUCCAGGAAACAAAAGGACCUAGUUCCUUUCCAGUAAGAUUGGCAAAGUUGUCGGCUGAUAAAGUUUUGACAGCACCAUGUGAGGCCACAGUUUUGUACCCAAAAAGUGGGGGUAAUUUGCAUUGUUUGACUGCAGUCACCCCUUGUGCUGUACUUGACAUCCUCUCACCUCCAUACAGAGAAGAACCAGGCAGAAAAUAUAGCUACUACCAUGACUACCCCUACUCUACCUUCUCAGGAAAUAGAGCUUUUAUAGAAACACCAGAUGGGAAAGAAGAGGACUAUGCAUGGCUUGCAGCGAUAGAAACACCAGAUGAUCUCAAUAUCUGCGAUGGAAAAUAUGCUGGCCCAGCCAUUGAGCUCUAGUUGUCUCAUCACUUUUGUUUAGAUAAUUCAAAAUUCUCAUUUGCGUUCAGUUCUAGCUUUGGACCAUAAAAAAUGUUAAUGCCUUGAUUCCUGCCAUAGUCUUACAAAAGAGGUACUAUAAAAUGCUGAUGCAGGGUGCUUUAUAGAUGAUCACCUACAGAACUUUAACAAAGUCAUUUCGAAAUCCAUCUCUAUUCUCCAAGUUAAUUGGCCAUUUUGGUUAUUAUUCAAGGAUUUCAAUCACGUCAAUAAUGAUUUGUUUAUUUUUGGUCUUCCUUUAUUAA
This is a messenger RNA of Quercus lobata, 2226 nucleotides long. RefSeq names its product plant cysteine oxidase 3-like. NCBI's taxonomy places the organism in Eukaryota, Viridiplantae, Streptophyta, Magnoliopsida, Fagales, Fagaceae. The record is from RefSeq and is a predicted model, not a curated record. Gene Ontology annotation, molecular function: oxidoreductase activity, acting on single donors with incorporation of molecular oxygen, incorporation of two atoms of oxygen. Bases 1184 to 1942 code for a protein of 252 amino acids. The transcript is spliced from 5 exons.